This is a messenger RNA of Folsomia candida, 3115 nucleotides long. RefSeq names its product activating transcription factor 7-interacting protein 1. The record is from RefSeq and is a predicted model, not a curated record. Gene Ontology annotation, molecular function: protein binding; transcription coregulator activity. The transcript is spliced from 6 exons. Gene Ontology annotation, cellular component: nucleus; transcription regulator complex. Gene Ontology annotation, biological process: regulation of DNA-templated transcription. The coding region runs from base 138 to 1790 and encodes 550 amino acids. NCBI's taxonomy places the organism in Eukaryota, Metazoa, Arthropoda, Collembola, Entomobryomorpha, Isotomidae.
CCCUCUCUCUUGCAGUCAGCCGAAAAGAGAGAAGGCGAGCAGAUCACCUACCACAACACUCCAACUACACUAUUUUCUCAAAAAAUAUACAUAGUGUUUUCUUUACUUAUUGGUGAAGUGACAAAUUAUCAUCCACGAUGGAGCUGGGUGACAUGUCGUUGGGGACUCAGGAGGUCACAGUAAUUUCAGAAAAUGGAAGUGGAUUUGAAGCUGGAUCUGAAGUUGGGCAAGACACAGAGUCCGCAGUGGGUGACCUCUUGAACGAAAUCGUGGCUAAAGUAACAGCAGCAACAAUGCCGCCGAAUAAAAAAAUGAAAGAAACCGACGAAAUCGAAAUGCAAGUUGAUGUAGAGGAAGAAUUACUCAGCUCGGAAAAUAAGGAGAACAUACUGCAUGGGAUCCGAAAGAUGAGUCGUAAAGAUCUCGAAGAAUUGGUGCUUUCCAAAAUCGUGGAAGCCAUUAUAAAGCACUCGGAGGUUGGAAAAUUCAGAACAAAGAUUUUUGAAAUGCAGAUGUACAAGGAGAAACUGCAAAACAGAGUUACACAUCUUCUAAAACAGGUGAUUGAAAUGGGAAAGGCGGUAAAGCUGCUAUUGGACAAUCACAAUCGAGACCCAAACAAUUUGAAUCCAAACAAGAAACGACCUCCACCAAUUAAGUUUUACCGCUCAGUGGGCUUGCAAGUCACGAUUGAACCAUCUGUUCGCAAUGGAAUGUCAAAGGUCAUCCAUGUCAACAAUGUUAACGGCCUCCCACUCAGUGCUAAGCCGCUCAACGGAACUCUGCAUAACAUUCCUAUAAAGAAACCAGGGCCCAAGUCACUCACCGAGCCAAGAGCUAUUCUCAAGUCAUCCCCCAUUAAGAACCAAAUAAAUAGUAACAAUAAUAACAACAACAACAAUGCACUCACACAAACAGUGGUCAAAGGACUGAAUCAAAUGAAUGGUCACCUCUCCCCAACCAAAGUUGCCACCAGUAUGACCACCGCGUUAUCCUCAAAGUCGGUUUCCUCACCCACAGUCGUUGACCUAACUGAUGAUAACGUAGCUCCCGGUCCCAGCGCAAGCGGAGACAAUUCUGGUGUGUUCAGAUUAGUAAAUAGCGGUGUUCCAGGAGGUUAUCAGAUACUUUCGAAUGGCCAAAACAGAUCAAUCAUACUAGGGCCGAAUGUCUCUACUACAACGACAACAACUAAUAUGUCGACUGGGCGACCUGUGUCGGUGCUAGUGAGGCCUGCACUCAAUAAUCGACCGAUUCAGAUCCAACCAAGAGCACCACUCGGAAUUGCACCAAACCGUCCAGCUGCAGUUGUGGUAACAUCAGCAAUUCCUAAUCGAGGUAAUGCAGCAGCAGUUAUACCGCCAAGACCGUUAAGUCAACAGCAGGUUGCUGCAUCAAGGAAGAUUCAGUUGCCACCUCUGCCCAUAUCUUCAGUAGUUCCAGUUCCUCGUGGUAGAGUUCUAAAGGAGUUGCCCCCAAGACCUACCUUGACACUAAAUGAGCAAUCUGAUGGGAUCGUCCUGUCAUGGACCAUGAAACUAUCUCUGCAGCACGCAGAAAUUGCGUCGUAUCAGAUUUACGCCUGCCAAGAAUCGCUAGCCUCGUCUCCGGGAAAAACUUCCUCGUGGAAAAAAGUGGGCGAUGUAAAAGCUCUUCCGCUACCAAUGGCGUGCACUUUGUCUCAGUUUACACACGGCAACCGCUACUUCUUUAUCGUUCGAGCAAAUGACACUCAUGGAAGAUCCGGUCCAUUUUGCGAACCCGGGCCAAUCAUUUUACAAAAGAAAUGAAUAAUUUACAUCACCCAUAAUGCAUUAUUUAAAUGGAUGGAUGUCUCAUCAUUUUCUCUUAAACGACAUAAGCUGACAAUUUGUAGUGGUUUCUUCUUUCUUCUAUUUUUUUCACGUUGGAGUGAAGUUUUUUGUUUCUCACAAUAAUCAACGUAUUAUUAUCUUUCGUUUUACUGUGUUGAUGUAGAUAUCCUGGACGAGGAGGUUAGAAUAUAUGAUCUCAUUCCAUUUGUUGAGUUUGAAAGGCUUUAGAGCAAAAACUCUUCUCUACGCAGUAAUGCGCACGCUUUAAGUAAUACUAAGGAGGGGAGCUUCACUUGCCAAUAAUCGAUUUUGAUGUCCUUUGGAUAUGUUGUAGUAUCCCACGAGUACUAGUGUUUUGAUUUCAUAUCCAUAUUUGCGUCCGCCACACCCACUCGAAGGAGCUAAAAACAAAAAAAUAGUCCUGUUCUCACUCGUUUGAACCUUCGCCAUAAAUCCAACUUUGCUCUGAUUUUGAAUGAACCGUGAACAAGUUAUGAUAUGAUUUGUCACACGACAUUUCGGACUGGAACGUAAAUAUAAAUAGUUUGUUGGAAAAGAGAAAAGCGAAAGUGGUGACAACAGUAUCGGGGAAACAAUAUGGUUUUCUAAAAUUCCUGAACAUGCAUUAUUUUCUAUAAUUUUUUUGGUCCGUUAAUAUCACUCGACUAAUGAAAAUCAAUAUUAUGCUAAUAUAAAUUAUGCUAAACAUGUUACGUCUAAUUUGGAAUUAUAUUAUCCCUUUAUGGCUGUUUUGUAAAAUAAAUUAUCCAAAUCGACUGGACGCUCGGCAUCGAAAUCGGUUAUUGGCUAUAAGUUAAGCGUUCCUCAAUAUAAAACCACAUUGUCUGCCUACUGUUAUUAUAAACUCACAUACUUGUUAUUCUUAUGUUUAUGGACAGACUGCUGAUUAAAAUCAACGAAUUUUUUCUUUAAAAGGCUGACAAAUUGAACAAAUUUGUCGGCUUCCUUGUGUUUUGACAUAGGCUGCCAUCUCGCAUUGUCUAUGUAUGUAUUCAUUUAGGUAUAGGUAACUUUGUACCAGGUUGUAGGGCGGCUAGGUUAGGCAUUGCUGCCAGGUACUGCUAUGCAUUUAUUAUGAUCCGGGCGGUCUGGCUGGAACUCGGAUAUUAAUGUAAAUGUAAUUUAAAUAUGAGGGGUCAUACUAGUGAUUUAAUGAUAAGGCAAAGACAUGCUUGUGAAUUUUAAAAAAUUGAAACUUACUAUGAUACGUAACCAGUUUUAUUCAAGUGUAAUAGAAAUAAAUAUGAUAAAAUAAUUUUACAAGCUGUGAAAGAUUCGAA